Dimorphilus gyrociliatus is the source of this 2613-nucleotide messenger RNA. The record is from the annotation of a GenBank genome assembly. NCBI's taxonomy places the organism in Eukaryota, Metazoa, Annelida, Polychaeta, Dinophilidae.
ACACGGAGUUUAGUUAUACCUCAUCGAUCGGUGUUUACGUUUAAAAUAAUUGAAUUGUCUCCAAGUCUUGGGUUAACUAUUCAAAUCUAUAACAGGUGAACGAACGUUGAUAAAAUGAUAAGGAAUAGUAUCUAUUUAUUAUUUUUUUAAUUUUAAAUCAUGGCUCUAACAGAUCACCUGCAAAUAGGAAUGUCCUCGGAUUUGAACUCUUUUUUGCAAGUCGAUGAUGACCUCCUGCAGUCUAUUUUGAAUACGCAACUUUUGGAUGACAUCACGAAAGAAAAGGGUCAAAUUGAUGAACCAACUUUCAACCAAUCGGCAUAUCUUGGACAAGACAUAUGGGAAGAAAAACUGUCUUUGCCGGAAGAAUUAUUAAUAGAUCACACAAAUAAAGAAUCAACAGAAUGUAGCGCACCAACAAUAGCCGCAAUUCUCCAAGAACCACUCGAUAAUGAUUUCGAGAAAUCCCAACCAAAACCUGUGAGAAAACGUCCAAAACAAUACGUUCCGGACGAUGAAAAGAAUGAGAGAUAUUGGGAAAAACGCUAUAAGAACAAUUUAGCGGCAAGAAAAUCUAGAGAAGCUAAACGACUGCGUGAAAAUCGGUAUGAAAAGUCUUAUAAAAGACACAAUCAUGAUGAAUUUGAGUUUUUCUGUUAUAUGGACUCAACGUCGGCAACUGCUGCCGGAAACGUUUGUACACAAUGUGGAUCGAAAAAUCUGGACAUAGAUCCAGUUCGUGGAGAUACUGUAUGCACCAAUUGUGGAAUGGUUCUUCAGGAUACCUACAUUGUCUCUGAUGUUCAAUUUUCAGAAAACGCUCAAGGCGGUAGUUCAGUCAUUGGACAGUUUGUAUCUGGCGAAGGUAGUAGCGGUGCCAGACCAUCUCAUCCACUAGGAGCCUUCCAUCAGAGUAUUUCGAGAGAAUCUCGUGAAGUUACUUUGGAAAAGGGACGAAGAUGUAUUGCAGAAGUUGGCCAUCAGUUAAAAUUAAAUCAACAUUGCAUAGACACAGCGUUUAACUUUUACAAGUUGGCCGUAAGUAAAAGUUUGACAAGAGGCAGACGAAAGAAGCACGUUGUAGCCGCUUGUCUGUAUUUAGUAUGUAGAACGGAAGGGACACCACAUAUGCUUCUCGAUUUCAGUGAUCUACUUCAGGUUAACAUGUUCGACUUGGGCAAAGCUUAUAAUCACUUAGCAAGCAAACUGUGCAUAAAUUUACCCACACUUGAUCCUUGUUUAUACAUUCAUCGAUUUGCGAAUCAAUUGCAUUUUGCAGAGAGUGAUCAUGCGGUUUCUAUGUCCGCUUUGCGAAUUUUACAAAGAAUGAAACGAGACUGGAUGGCCCAAGGAAGACGUCCAUCGGGACUUUGUGGUGCUGCAUUACUAGUUGCGGCUAGAAUGCAUAAUUUUAAUCGAACUGUAAAAGAUGUUAUAAAAGUGGUUAAAAUUAGUGAAAUGACAAUACGUAAAAGGUUAUCAGAAUUUGAAAAAACUCCAUCUAGUUCAUUAACUAUUGAAGAAUUUAAUACAAUUGAUCUUGAAGAGGAGAUGGAUCCACCCUGUUUCACUGAGGGUAGAACGAAAGAGAAACAAAAGGUUCUCGAAGAACAAGGAAACAUUAGCGAUAUAUCUGCUGAAAUUGCUAGGCUGCAAGCUCAAAUUGAAGCGGCGUUGGAGGAAACAACGAAAAAGUAUAGUAAACAUAUAGCAAAGAAGAGGGAGGCACCUACGGCGGAGGAGUUGGAAGAGGAAUUAAUUAAAAGUGGAAAUUAUAUAAACGUAGAAACAUUAGAAAAUUUAUUUAAAAAUGAAAGUGAUACUAAAGCAAAAAAUGAAGAAGAAGCUGAGGUUGAAAGUGUAAAAAGAGAUGUUUUAACUUCGAAAACUACUGAAGGAAUAGGUCUAAGCGAACCAAUAAAAGAGUGUUUAAAGGACGAAGAAAAAAUUAAUCAAGAGACGGACGGUCAGUUAGAUUUAGAUGGUAUUAGUGAUACAGAAAUUGACAAAUAUAUAUUAGAUGAUUUUGAAAUGAGAACGAAAGCCAAGCUGUGGUUAGCUGAACAUGCAGACUAUUUGAAACAGCAAAAAGAAAAGGAGGAUAGAUUGAGAGAAAAACGAGAGCAAGAAGGUACUAAACCAGAAAAGAAGAAACGAAAGCGAAAAUCUAGAAAUCAAACUAACCAAGCUGCUCCGACAGCUGGCGAAGCAAUUGAAAAAAUGCUACAGGAGAAAAAGAUCUCGUCAAAAAUCAAUUAUGAUGUGCUUAGAGAUUUAGAUAAGGUUGCUCCCCUAACUGAUGCGGAAGCUAAUGGUCUUGCAAAACAAGCCAUAUCGGAAGAAGUAAAACAAGAAACGAAACCCAACAAUAUAUCACUGCCAAAGAGUAGGUUUAGCAAGCCAGCUUUAUUAGUAAAUAGUCAGAUAUCAGCCAGUACUGCCCCAGAAUCGCCUUUAAAGAAGCCAAAGAUAGAUGAUUUAAGUGACGAAGAAAUUCCAGAGGAGGAGGAAGUUGAAGAGGAACAACAUGUCAGCGCUUUACAACUUCUCGGAAGAACGGAAGUAGAGGAGACCUACGACGACUAUUAUGAAGACGAAGAUGAAAUGUACUAG